GAAGAAAAGAUUUAGCAAAAGUGCCGCUCAUUGACUGCAACUGACAAGGCAUGGGAAUGUGUGAGCGGACUUGGAACAUUUGUAUGAUUGAGUUCAAUCUCUGAAAUUUUAGGUCGAAUCCUCUGUUUCCUUUCAAGCGUUAUUAAGCUGCCUUUUUCUUGAGAUCCAGAUCUUGAGAUGGAACAAUACAAGCCUCCCACAACUAAACUUGCCUUCCAAAGCGAUAAGAAAUAUCAUGUAUUUCUGAGUUUUAGGGGACCAGAUGUGAGAAAGACUCUGGUUGAUCAUCUUUAUGAAGCUCUCACCCAAGCAGGAUUGAUUGUCUUUCUAGACAGCGAAAAAUUGGAAAAGGGAGAGAUGAUUGGGUUGAGUCUGAACAGUGCAAUCGAGAGCAGUGUCAUACGCAUUCCCAUAUUUUCCAAAGGUUAUGCAGACUCAGGAUGGUGUCUCAAGGAGGCCGCUGCAAUGUUGAGAACCCCUGGUUUGAUCAUUCCUCUAUUUUAUCAUGUAAAUCAAGCUGAUGUUAGAUAUCCCGAAAAGGGGAGCAGUCCCUAUAACCAAUCAUUUCUCAAACAUUCAGAUCGAUUCCCAAGAGAAGAGAUUGAGGAAUGGAAGAGUGCCCUUCAGCAGAUCUGUUGUCGCUCAGGCUGGUCCAUGGAUAUAACUCAAGGCUACGAAGCUCGGCUUGUAAAGACCGUAGUGAAUGACCUGAGAAAGACAUUGGACAGAGUGCCGUUUGAGGUUGCUAAGCAUCCAGUGGGAACAGACAACGUGAAAAAUGCCAUCAUUCAGAAAUUAAAUCUCGAUGCAGUGGAGGAGGUGGUUAAGGCUGGAAUCUGGGGUAUUGGUGGUAUUGGGAAAACCACAGUUGCCAAGGCCGUGUAUAAUCAAGUUUAUGGUGAUUUUGACGCUGCUUGCUUUGUAUUUAAUGUCCGCGUCAAUGCUGAAAACCCCAGAGAUCUUACAAAUUUGCAGAAACAAAUUCUCAAAAAUUUAUCCAAAUAUGAUGGAGAAGUGUCCAGUAUUGAUGAUGGUAAAACUUUGUUCAAAGAGCGUUUGGGAAGAAAGCAUGUGUUGCUUAUUUUAGAUGAUAUGGAUGCUGUUGUACAAUUGGAUGCUUUGGUUGGGGAUUGGCUGGCCCGUGGCAGCAGAGUAAUUAUAACCUCUAAAAACAAACACAUUCUCAAUCUUGCUGGGAUUUCAUCCGAAUGCAUCCAGGAAAUGACUGGAUUAAAGAUAAAUGAAGGUCUCCAGUUAUUUAGUUGGCAUGCCUUUCUCAGACCAUCCCCCAAUCCCAGUUUUGAAGAUUUGUCCAAAAGAAUUGCAGAAGCUUGUAAGGGGCAUCCUCUUUCAUUAGAAGUGAUCGGAUCCUUCUUGUAUGACAAGCAGGAUAACAUGGGUUACUGGACCGAAGCUCUUCACAAUAUUUCACUCAACCAAGACAUUCACGACAGACUUUACAUCAGUUACAGUGCUCUUUGUGAUGAUGAAAAAGAAAUAUUUGUAGACAUCGCUUGCUUCUUCAUUGGAGAACAUAAAACAUUGCCCAUUGUUUUCUGGAUAUCCUUGUACAAUAGGGUAGACCCUGCUUUACAUAAUCUUUCGAUGAAGUUACUGGUAAAGAUUGAUGAUGAAGGUGUAUUUGAUAUGCACGACCAUUUGCGAGAUAUGGGGCGGACCAUUGCUGAAAAAGAAAAAAAGGGUACCCGACUAUGGGAGGCUGCUGAUUUAAGCAACAUAUCCAACAACAUCAAGUGUUCUCGCCUUCGGCUCAAUGGAGGCAUUCCACAAAGACUAAAAAUGUUGUACCGACCUGGUCUUUGCUAUCUCCAUUUGCAGAAUUUGCCCGCUAAAAGCAUGACAGAAGAUUUGCUAGCCAUGCUUCCUACAAGUUUGAUAUGGUUAAGGUUGGAACAUUGUUCCUCUGCAACCGGGAUGAAUAGAGCAACAAAGAAGAUCCUUACAGCAACAAGGAAGAUGAGUAGAGCACUAAGUAAGCCACGACACUCCAGAUCUGGGGGUAACAAUAAGCAAUUGAAGAUAAUGCAACUAAAAGAUAUCAACAACCUCUCUAUCUCCUCCCUAUUUUCACUUCCUAAUAUACAGCUUGUGCAGCACUUGGACUUGGAAGAGCGUAUAAGCUUAAAAAAUCUUCCUGGUACCAUUGGCAAUCUCUCACAGCUGCGGCAUUUGGACUUGGGAGGCUGUGGGAGCUUAAAUAACCUCUCUGAUAUGAUUGGCAACCUGUCACAGCUGCAGCACUUGGACUUGAAAAGUUGUAAAAGCUUACAAAGUCUUCCUAAUACCAUUGGCAAACUGUCACAGCUGCAGCACUUGAACCUGGGAUGGUGUGAGAAGUUAAAAAGCCUUCCUGAUACCAUUGGCAACCUAUCACAGCUGCAGUUCUUAGGCUUGGGAUGGUGUGAUAGCUUAAAUAGCCUUCCUGACACCAUUGGCAAACUAUCACAGCUGCAGUUUUUAGACUUGGGAAGGUGUAGAAGCUUAAAUAACCUCCCUGAUACCAUUGGCAACCUGUCACAGCUGAGGCAUUUGGACAUGGGAUGGUGUGAUAGGUUAAACAACCUCCCUGACACCUUUGGCAACCUGACACAACUGCAGCACUUGGAGUUGGCAGGAUGUAAAAGCUUAAAUAAGCUCCCUGAUACCACUGGCAACUUGUCACAGCUGCAGCACUUGGACUUGGGAGCGAAUGGAAGCUUAAAUAACCUCCCUGAUACUAUUGGCACCCUAUCACAGCUGCAACAUUUGGACUUGAGAUGGUGUGAUAGGUUAAAUAACCUCCCUGAUACCAUUGGCAACCUGUCACAGUUGCAGCACUUGGAUUUGGGAAGGUGUGAUAGUUUGAAUAAUCUCCCUGAUACCAUCGGCAACCUGUCACAGCUGCAGCACUUGGGCUUGGGAAGGUGUACAAGCUUAAAUAAUCUCCCUGAUACCAUUGGCAACUUGUCACAACUGCAGCACUUGGACAUGAGAUGGUGUGAUAGGUUAAAUAACCUCCCUGAUACCAUCGGCAACCUAUCACGGCUGCAGCACUUGGACUUGGGAUCACCUUCCUGAUACCAUUGGCAACCUCUCACAGCUGCAACACUUGGACUUGGGAUGGUGUGAUGGUUUAAAUAACCUCCCUGAUACCAUUGGUAACCU
Messenger RNA from Cryptomeria japonica (Japanese cedar), 3165 nucleotides. RefSeq names its product disease resistance protein RUN1. The record is from RefSeq and is a predicted model, not a curated record. Gene Ontology annotation, molecular function: ADP binding. Gene Ontology annotation, biological process: signal transduction; defense response. Lineage: Eukaryota; Viridiplantae; Streptophyta; Pinopsida; Cupressales; Cupressaceae. Bases 178 to 3078 code for a protein of 966 amino acids. The transcript is spliced from 2 exons.